Messenger RNA from Entrophospora sp. SA101, 960 nucleotides. The record is from the annotation of a GenBank genome assembly. NCBI's taxonomy places the organism in Eukaryota, Fungi, Glomeromycota, Glomeromycetes, Entrophosporales, Entrophosporaceae.
AUGAUGAUGACAUCUUUAACCACAAUAACACCUUUCGAAUCACCAUUUCAAUCAAGAAAUCCAUCAACAACAAAUCUAAAUACAAUUUCAACAAAUACAUCAGAAAUCUCAUUUAUUAAUAUAACCCCUGAUGAAAUUAUAAAUUCUAUAAAUUAUUGUAAUGAUUCUGAUGAUGGCAGUAUUCAUAAAUCAAAAAGCAAUGAUUUAGAAAUAAAGCUAGUCGAACCGAUUGUAUUUUUUAGAGAUGUACCUGAAGAAGCUAGAGAAGUUUUUUCACAUAAUUGGAAAUUUAUUACUGCAAACAAAUCACCACCCACAUCUUCAACUUCUUCAUUAAAUUCACCAUCACUUAAUAAAUUUAACUUUUUAAAAUUCAAUAAAAAAUUUCACGGCGACAGCAGUAAUGAUAAUAACAAAUUACCUUAUUUUGGUAAAGAAACAUUGUUAGAAGAUCAGGAAGAUGGCGAUGUUGGAAAUGUCACUUAUCAACAAAUAAUGGAUGUAAAUUUGCCUGUUUGUUCAGAACCUUUGCAAGCAUAUGCAAUGGUCACAAUGCUUGGUCUUGAAAAUGGUCACCAUCUUUUAAAUGAACCAUGGAUACCAAUUUUACUUAUAUUUUCAAGAGCUCGUAUUGCAGAUCCAGUUAUGCCACUUAUCCCAAUGUUUUUAGUUAGGAUGAAUCAUUUGAGAAUGACAAUGCCACCAAAUCCGUCACUCACGAUUUCAUUUUUACCAUGGAUCAGGAUAAUAUAUAAUUGGACGUAUCAAUAUUUAUUUGGUAGGAUGGAAUUAAACUGGAGAAGACAGAUCGAACCAUACACAUUUUCAACACAAAACGAAAAUGGAGAGGAUGACAAUAAUAAUAAUGUACAACAGCAAUAUGAUCAAGAUAUGUCAGAUCGUUUGGAUAGAAAUAAUGCAGGACGUAAAAUUGUUGGAGCAUUAUUUUUACCAUGUUAG